Eutrema salsugineum is the source of this 2332-nucleotide messenger RNA. RefSeq lists its product as uncharacterized. Gene Ontology annotation, biological process: signal transduction. The coding region runs from base 1 to 1287 and encodes 428 amino acids. The transcript has 3 exons. The record is from RefSeq and is a predicted model, not a curated record. Lineage: Eukaryota; Viridiplantae; Streptophyta; Magnoliopsida; Brassicales; Brassicaceae.
AUGGUGGAUCCAACACGAGCACGAGCACGAGCACGACCACCUCAAGUGUUUAUUAAUUCAGGCACAACCGAGUUACCCGAUGACUUCAUGAGACACCUCGUGUGGGGCUUGUCAGAGUUAGGGAUACUCAACAUCUUCAUAGACAGAGACGAAUGGUGGGGAAGAGACCUAGGCCAUGUCUUCACUUGUAUCGAGGAGUCAACAAUCGCGCUCGCUAUCUUCUCUUCGUGUUAUCCAGAGACAGAAUGGUGCUUGGACGAGCUUGUGAAGAUGAAGGAACGAGUAAACGAAAACAGACUCUUUGUGAUUCCUGUCUUCUAUAACGUGAGCAAGAACGACGUGAGAAACCUAGAGGGAGAGUUUGGAGAUCGAUUCAUGGAAAUGAGACAAAAAUAUGUUGAAUACAAAUACGAUCCUUUUAGGGCUCAAAGGUGGGAAACUUCGGUGACGUCUAUUUCAAGAAUGGAGCCUAGUUUGACGUGGGAAGCACACAGCUCGAAUAUCCCUCUUGCCUCAAACAUCGUUAAGGAGGUCAAGAGAGAGCUAGACAAGGCCUUGAACCCGGAAUCCUCCUUUCCUUUUGAGUUAUCCAAUGACUCCAAUUCAAAAAUGGCGAUCAGAGAAGUGUUUGUUUCUGCUUUUCUUGCGGCUUUUCUCUUUAGCCUCUUCAUAGCUCGUCUAGUUUUCACAGAUGUGAAAUUUUUCAGGACUGUGAAGUGGUUAGUAGGUUUUCCGAAGCACUUAAAAGCACUUAAAAGAGGCCGCACGAACAAGGCCAUCUUGCCCCCUAUCUACUAUACAAUGGAAGUCAACAGCCACCACCAAUCAUCGUUGCAGGAACCGCCUCAGGUGUUCAUCAGUUUCCGGGGAGAGGAGCUGCGUUGCGGUUUUGUCAGCCAUCUCGUGGAAGCUUUUCAAAGACAUCAUAUCAACGUUUUCAUAGACACGCUCGAGAGGAAAGGUGAAGAUCUAACCAAUCUCUUUGUGAGGAUCGAGGAGUCUACCAUCGCUUUGGUCAUAUUCUCCAAGAGGUACACGGAAUCGAAUUGGUGCUUAGACGAGCUAGUGAAGAUCAAGGAACGUGCAGAUCAAGGUUUGCUCAAGGUCAUUCCCAUCUUCUUUAAUGUGGAGCCAGUCACUGUGAAACAACUCCGGGGAACAUUCGGCGAUCAAUUCAGAUAUCGUGAGUGGAAAUAUCGGAGUGAUAAACUCAGAAUCAAGAGAUGGAAAGAGGCAUUAGCCUCGGUUUCUAGCAAAAUUGGCCUCAUCUUUGACAAGAAAAGGUAAUAGUCUUUUAAAACCCCUUCCCCACGCAACAAAAAUCUAUUAGUGUCUAACAAAUAUUUACUUUGGUUUUUUUUUUUGUAGUGAUGAAAGUAAAUUUGUUAGAAAAAUCGUUAAGGAGGUCGAGAAACUGCUUCAACUACAAGUUAAUCAUGCGGCCACUCAAGAACCGGUGCAGCUAUCAAGAGAGAGGUUUCUAGUGCAAGAAAACUCCAACAUUUCGAACCAGACUGUUGUGGUUUCCAAGGAUUUCGAAUAUCAACAAAGCAUUCUUAGGGCUCAGCUCGUUGAACUAAACCAGAGGCUGCAGUCACUGAACUCUACGAUCGAAAUGGUGGACAGAGUCGUCCGAGACAUUUCUGAAUUUCUGAUCAACCCUUGGCAAUGUCUUACUUCACAGCCAAGCAUGGCCUCUACUUUUGAUGCUGUACUACCAUAUAUGGCUUUGUAGUUAUAAAUCUUUGUAAAACAUCAUCUACUCUAGCAAACCCUAGUCCUUUGUUCAAGCUCACAGUCUGUAAAUAAUAUUCCCCUUAAUUAGUUGUGUACAUAAUAUUGUUUUAAACAUUUUGUUACUUGACUUUUUUGACUAUGAGCAAGCAGCUACCGUUUUCGUCAAUUUUCCUCAAAGAGAACAUACCUGACACAGGAGUUGAUGAACCUCCACAAUAAUCUAUCAAGAGAUUGAGAACUUUAUGAUCUAAAUGCUUCAGGGCUCGAAAGCUCUAAGCAAGCUAGUAUAGCCUCGGUGAUCAAUCAACUGAAGAUUAAUCCUUCGUCCGAAAGUUCUUGGGUCAACUAGUGCGCGGAUUAAUCCUUCUUCUCCAGCUCAAAAAUGAAUCGGAUUGAACAAUCUAAAAGAUCGAACUUACUGAUUUUGUAUGGAUUAAGCUAGUUCGGUUCCUGAUUGGAGACCUACAUCUGGUCGGAGGACUCUGUAAAUCUCGACCAGAACUUGUGGUUACAGAGUUUUUCUCAGUAACCCUAUCUCUAUUCUCUGGUUAGAGACUCGAACAAGAGAGGAUCGAAGAAGAUAUAAUAGAGUAAA